Arachis ipaensis is the source of this 1368-nucleotide messenger RNA. NCBI's taxonomy places the organism in Eukaryota, Viridiplantae, Streptophyta, Magnoliopsida, Fabales, Fabaceae. The record is from RefSeq and is a predicted model, not a curated record.
CCCCCUAGCACCUGUUCAUUCUCUACUGAGCCACAUUCACCCUCCCUCAUAACUCACUCACCACCGUCCUCCUCUUUCCAGAUAUACACCCACACACAGACUCACUUCACUCACUCUCAGCCUCACUAACGCACUCACACUCAAGUUCCUCACUCUUGCUUCCUACACGCACACAUAGAGAAAUCGAAAGGGAGAAGAGAGAGCUCGCGAAACAGAGAGGGAUGGAACCGUGCCCUGCCGUCGACCCACGCCUCGCCCCCGCCGCUGUCCUUAUCGCCAAGGAAGAGGGACGCCGUCGACGCUAUUCAGGGAGGAAGGGAGAAUUACGCGAGAGCCAGUGGAAGAGGGAGCCUCUGCUGGGUCACCACCGUGCCUUCAUCAUUGCCGAACUGCCUUGUCGUUGUUGUUAGGGAUCGUCGUGAGAGGUGUCGCCAUCACCGACGUGCCCUAGUGCCGUCGAUAGAAGCCACAAUCGUCGCCUGAGAAGAACCCGAAGAGAGAGAGGGAGCCCGCAAAGAGGAACCCGAAGCAGGAACUUCCAUGUCGCGCCGUAGAUCUGUCACCGUGUUGCUGGGCUGUCGCCACCACCGAAGGUCCAUUGUCAUCGCCCUGAGUUGUUUCUACCAUCCAAGCCAUCAAUGAAGGGAGCCUUGCUACUGUGUGCUAAGUGGAAGAGGAGCCACUAUCGGAAGAAGAUGCCGCUGCUAUUGCUGAUCUGAUUUAAGGCUAUUGCUGCUGCUGCGGGUUGGAACGAAGUUGAAGUCACACUUAAUUUUGUGGUUUUCGACUAUCUAAGAAUUUCUGCAGAAAUCUGCAUAAUGUCGAGCUCGCCGUCACUGAAGGUAAGGUCAUUUUGGCAUAUUUUCAAAAGUUUUGAUCGCAUGUGGGGCUUCUUCAUUUUGUGCUUACAGGCAAUGAUUAUUGUUGCAUGGAAUGGAUCUGGGAAUCCAAGUGCAAUUUUUAAUGGUGAUGUCUUCAAGAAGGUGCUGAGUGUGUUUAUAACAGCAGUCAUAUUGAAACUUGGACAAGCUACUCUGGAUGUGAUUCUCAGUUGGAAAGAGAGAGAGGGAGAACUUGAAAAGAGAGAGCUCACCACCAUUUCUUCCUGUCCCCUUUCCCCUGUUCUGCUUCUACAUUCCCAGGUGUGUGGCACUUAUUAGAAGCUUCUCCAUGACCAUGAGAAAGGAGAUGAAUGAACAUGAUGAAGUUUGUAAUUUGUAGUUUACAUUUUGGAGAUUUAUAAUUCCUUGUUUUUCUUGUCCUAUAUAUCUAUCUAGUUCAUUAUGGUUCUUCAAUAUGUCUUGUUAGUUUGUACUUUAUAGUUUAUAUGUUGAAGAUUUAUAAAACAAUCUUAGUAAAUGAAAGAUA